AUGUACGUAGAAGCAGGUACGGAAGCAGGUACAGAGCAGCAGGUUCAGAGCAGCAGGUUCAGAGCAGCAGGUACAGAGAAGCAGGUACAGAGCAGCAGGUACGCUAGCAGGUACGGCAGGUAUGGAAGCAAGUACAGAGAAGCAGUUACGGAGCAGGUACGGAAGCAGGUACAUAGAAGCAGGUACGGUAGCAGGAACGGGGGCAGGUACAGAGUAGCAGGCACGGAAGCAGGUACGGAAGCAGAUACAGAGCAGCAGGUACGUAUCAGGUACAAGUGUAGCAAGUACGGUAACAGGCGCAGAAUAACUGGUACGGUAAAGACACGGAGAAACAGGUACGAUAGUAAGUACAGAGUUGCAACUACGGUAGCAGAAUACCAAUUAGAUACAUACUGUUACUCAAUCAGACAAAACACAUCCGGUUAUCGUUCGAAAGGCUGUCCUUCAGGAAAGUACUAUGAUGAAGAGACUAAUGGAAAGAGGAAAUGUAGAAAAUGUGUUAUUUGCCCUAAAGGCUACACAGAACAUUUGCCAUGUUCCAAGACGACGAACAGGUCUUGUAAACCAUGUGAAAUUGGGACUACUUUCACUGACAAACGUGAAGGAAUUUGCCGGAACUGCACUGAGUGUCAACGAGGUCAGUUUGUCAGCAGACAAUGUUUGCCGUUUAAAGAUACUAGGUGUAAAAUUUGUCCUAAUGGAACGUAUUCCUUAGACCGGAAAGGUUUUGGGUGUAAAUACUGCUCGGUUUGCAAAGAACAUGAAGAAGAAGUAUCGCCUUGUACACCACUGCAGAAUCGGGAAUGUAGUUUAAAAGAAGAUUAUACAUUCGGCACGACCAACCCUUGGAAUACUGGGCCAGAAUAUAACAAGGAUUUUAACUUUUCCACACGGCUCGUCCUCCUCUCUCUCUUAAUGGUUCCAUAUCUAAUCAAACUUUUAAUACUUCCGUCUAUGUGCGGCCAAGAGAAGUACUUUAACAACUACAUAAACGUAUGGGGACAGUGCAAGAAGUGUCGACCCUGUGCUUAGGGCUUUGUUGAAGUGUCACCAUGUAAUAAGAAUGAGAAUACCAGGUGCCGACCUUGUCCACCAGGGACAUAUAAUGAUAUUAGAAACGGUGUUUGCAAAAACUGCACUGUUUGUGACAAAGGUUACUUCGUAAGAAAACCAUGCCUACCGUGUAAAGACACAAGAUGCCGCAAAUGUCCUGACGGGACUUUCUCUGUUGAUGGAACUAGAUGGGCAUGUAAAUAUUGUAAAACUUGCAGCGAAAUUCAGGACGAGAUUUUACCUUGCACAACGGAAAACGAUCAAGUAUGCACAAAAAAUAGUCAGAUGGACUCCGCACAAUCUGAAGUAAUUAGCAUAGAGACAUAAGUUGCAGACAAUGAUGAAUUUAACACCCAUACCCGAUUGGUUCUGGUUGCCACUUGCACAACGAUUUUAUUUGCCUUCUUAAUUGUCCUUCUCGCUUGGACGUUACAAACAUAUCGCCAUUUUGCCGACCGGUAUCAGUUGACGCAGUGUAAAAUUUGUGUCCUUUAACACGUGGCCUAUCCAAUUAGUAUUCGUUUAUAGCCUACUCAUUUCAUGGAAUAGUUCCUCAUUUUCAUAAUCGACAAAGAAACAAGGUACUGAAUGUUGAAGUUAAAAUGCUUUUUUUCGGCGGUGGUUCAAUAAAUUAUUGUUUCAGGCUAUAAUGUUUUCGCUGGUUACUGUAUAUAUAUUUAAUGCGACAGAUAAUGCCAUAUUUUCACACCUAACUGAAUGCUGUUUUUAUUCCUGUGUCCAUUGUUAUGAUGUAUCUGUGUAUAUUAUAUAUCUGUAUAAACAUGUGCGUGCUUUUGUAGGUAUCAAAGUUCUUUGAAGGUGUAUGUGUAUAUGUUGUUAAAUUAUACAUAACAUAUCAAUAUCCAUUGUGCUAGCAAGUCGAUAUAUCGAAUGAUUUCGGUCAAAUGAGGUAUCAAUCAUAUAACGCUAAACAAACAAGUAAGUAAUUAAAACAGAUACCAUUCAUAUAUGUUUUGUUAUAUAG
Molecule: messenger RNA, 2038 nt
Organism: Mya arenaria
Lineage: Eukaryota; Metazoa; Mollusca; Bivalvia; Myida; Myidae
Exons: 7
Coding region: 1-1032 (343 amino acids)
Molecular function (GO): protein binding
Source: RefSeq, a predicted model, not a curated record